Molecule: messenger RNA, 826 nt
Organism: Hibiscus syriacus
Lineage: Eukaryota; Viridiplantae; Streptophyta; Magnoliopsida; Malvales; Malvaceae
Product: glycine cleavage system H protein 2, mitochondrial-like
Exons: 4
Coding region: 1-657 (218 amino acids)
Biological process (GO): protein lipoylation; glycine decarboxylation via glycine cleavage system
Cellular component (GO): cytoplasm; mitochondrion; glycine cleavage complex
Source: RefSeq, a predicted model, not a curated record
AUGGACGUGAUUCCCAUUUCAUUUGAGAAAAACUGGAGCUCGAUCUCAUUCUCACCAACCACCACUACGGCGUACGCUCACCCGGUCACACACCCUCGACCAACCCCAAACAAUAUACUACUAUAUAUAAACAAAAACAAGAACCUGGCAGUCACUGCACUUCGUCGGUUGUCGAUAUUUACAUUAGAAACGGCUUCAACAAUGAUGUGGGCUUCUAGGGCGGCUUCUUGCCUUCGGAUCUCCGUCUUCCAUAGAGGCUUUUCCACUGUUUUAAAGGAUCUGAAAUAUGCCGAUUCUCACGAGUGGGUGAAGGUCAAUGGUAAGGCUGCCACGAUUGGUAUAACCGAUCAUGCUCAAGAUCAUUUAGGUGAUGUUGUGUAUGUUGAAUUACCUGAAGUGGGAGCUGCCGUGAAGCAGGGUGACAGUUUUGGAGCGGUCGAAAGCGUCAAGGCUACUAGCGAUGUUAAUUCUCCUGUUUCGGGAAAAGUGGUUGAAGUUAAUGAAAAGCUCAGCAACACUCCUGCUCUGGUUAACUCAAGUCCAUAUGAGGAUGGAUGGAUUAUUAAGGUUGAGAUGAAUGAUUCCGGGGAGUUGAAAAACCUGAUGGACUCGGAAGUAUACUCUAAGUUCUGCGAGGAAGAAGAUUCAAAGCACUGACCAGAUGUGUUUGGCAUGUUCGAUAUCGAGGCAUUUUUCCGGCGGAGAUGCUAUGUGAAGUCAACUAGUUGGGGAAGGUUGUUGUCAUGUUGAUGUUUCUACGUCGGAUUUCGGGUUUGGUGUCAUGUUUUCUCUUUAGCUUAGAUGAAUGAAUAAUGAUUUCAUGCAA